AUGUGUCAAGUUCUUGAAUCAAGAAGAGGUUUCGUGGUGGCCUGGAUUGGAACUUUUGUAGCUGCUAUGCUGCUCAUUUGCCCAUCAGAGGGGUUGAAUGCUGAGGGGAUGUACCUUCUGGAUUUUAAGAAGUCCAUUGUGGAUGAGUUUCGGUAUCUUGCAAAUUGGAAUGCUGGGGAUCAGACACCCUGUGGUUGGACUGGUGUGAAUUGUACGUCAGAUAAUGAUCCUGUUGUGUGGUCUCUUGAUUUGAAAUCAUGCAACCUGUCUGGGACCAUAAGCCCGAGUAUUUUGGAAGGGCCAAUUCCAGCAGAAAUUGGUAAUCUUUCUUCCUUGGUGUAUUUCAAUCUUUGCAACAACAAAAUAUCUGGAUCCAUUCCCGAUGAAUUUGGGAAACUUUCUUCACUAGUUGAAUUUGUUGCAUACACAAAUAAUAUCACUGGCUCCUUGCCUCAGUCUAUUGGUAAUAUGAAAAACUUGAGUACCUUUCGAGUGGGGCAGAAUGCAAUUUCAGGAAGCUUACCUGCAACAAUAGGGGGCUGCCAGAGCUUGAAAUUACUUGGUCUUGCCCAGAAUCGUUUGAGUGGUAGUUUACCAAAGGAGCUUGGCAUGCUUGGGCAAUUGACAGACAUAAUUCUCUGGGAUAACCAGUUAAGUGGUUCAAUACCAAAGGAGAUUGGAAAUUGUACAAAUCUUGAAACUCUUGCUCUGUAUCAGAACAAUCUUGUUGGAGAAAUUCCUGUUGAAUUGGGGAACCUUAAGUGGAUGAGGAAACUGUAUAUUUACCGGAAUGCUUUGAAUGGUACAAUUCCAAGAGAGCUUGGCAAUCUUUCUUUGGCACUAGAAAUCGACUUCUCUGAAAACUUUUUGACAGGUGAAAUUCCAGUUGAGUUGAGUCAAAUUGAGGGUCUACAAUUACUCUACCUCUUCCAGAACCAACUCACAGGUGUCAUACCAAAUGAGCUCAGUGGCUUGAAGAACUUGACAAAGCUUGAUCUAUCAAUCAAUUUCCUUACAGGCCCUAUUCCUUUUGGGUUUCAGUAUCAAAAGUCGCUGAUCAUGCUACAACUAUUCACAAAUUCUUUGAGUGGUGUCAUCCCUCAACAGCUUGGGUCAUAUAGUCCACUUUGGGUGGUUGAUCUUUCAGACAACCACUUGACAGGAAGAAUUCCUCCGUAUCUUUGUCGGCACUCCAAUUUGAUUUUGCUGAAUCUUCAGUUGAAUGGACUGUACGGGGGCAUUCCAUCUGAUGUGACUAAUUGCAUUUCUCUGAUACAACUUCGUCUUGAUAGUAACAGGCUGACGGGGACGUUUCCUUCGGACUUGUGCAAACUGGUAAAUCUCUCUGCAGUUGAAUUGGGUCAGAACAUGUUCAGUGGUCCUAUUCCUCCGCAGAUUGGAGACUGCCAGAAGUUGCAGAGGCUUGAUAUCUCUCACAAUAAUUUCACAUCUCAAUUGCCAAGUGAGAUUGGAAAUCUUUCUGAGCUUGUGACUUUCAAUGUCUCUUCUAAUUCUCUCACUGGAGGGAUACCUCCAGAAAUUGGCAACUGUAAGUCAUUGCAACGGCUUGACCUCAGCUGGAAUGAUUUUACUGGUGUUGUACCUGUUGAGCUUGGAAGCCUCUCACAGCUUGAACUUCUAAUUCUUUCCCAGAAUAAGCUUUCUGGAAGCAUACCAGUUGCAUUUGGCAAUUUAUCUCAUUUGACUGAGUUGCAGAUGGGUGGAAAUCAAUUAUCAGGUGAAAUACCGAUGGAGUUGGGUAUGCUAACAGGAUUGCAGAUUGCUCUGAAUCUUAGUUACAAUAACCUCUCGGGUCCCAUACCUCCCCAACUUGGGAAUCUUAUCUUAUUGGAAUACCUCUAUCUAAAUGAGAAUCAUCUAACUGGCGAAAUUCCGAGUACAUUUGGAAAUCUUUCAAGUCUUCUUGGUUGCAAUUUCUCAUAUAAUGAUCUCUCUGGUCCAUUACCAGCUGUGCCAUUGUUCCUUAACAUGAAUACCAGCAGCUUCAUUGGAAACAAAGGCCUCUGCGGGAAGAUUGUCACAAUUGUUGCUGCUGUCAUUGGUGGAAUCUCUCUUAUUUUAAUUGUGGUUAUUCUGUACUUCAUGAAACAGCGCCCAGAGGAGAUCACAUUGCAAGAUAAGGAUACAUCCUCUCCUUCUUCAGAUAUAUAUUUCCCUCCAAAAGAAGGAUUUACUUUCCAAGACCUGGUAGAGGCUACUAACAACUUUCAUGAUAGUUAUGUUGUGGGAAGGGGAGCUGUUGGUACAGUUUACAAGGCAGUUAUGAAAUCUGGACAAACUAUUGCUGUUAAGAAGCUUGCAUCUAAUAGAGAAGGUAAUAGUAUCGAGAACAGUUUCCAGGCCGAAAUUCUAACUCUAGGAAAAAUUAGACACCGUAACAUUGUGAAGUUAUUUGGAUUUUGUUAUCAUCAAGGUUCCAAUCUGCUCCUUUAUGAGUACAUGGAAAGGGGCAGCCUGGGUGAAUUGCUUCAUGGAUCAUCUUGUUGCUUGGAUUGGCCUACACGGUUUACUAUUUCACUUGGUGCUGCUCAAGGUCUUUCAUAUUUGCAUCAUGAUUGCAAACCUAGGAUUAUACACCGUGACAUAAAAUCCAAUAAUAUCCUACUUGAUGAGAAGUUUGAGGCUCACGUUGGUGAUUUUGGUUUAGCAAAAGUGAUUGAUAUGCCACAAUCCAAGUCUGUUUCUGCGGUUGCUGGAUCAUAUGGUUAUAUUGCUCCAGAGUAUGCAUACACAAUGAAGGUGACGGAAAAAUGUGACAUUUACAGUUUUGGGGUAGUGUUGUUGGAGUUGUUAACUGGAAGAACUCCUGUACAGCCAUUAGAUUAUGGUGGUGAUCUUGUAUCAUGGGUCAGGAAUUAUAUUCGAAACAACUCGUUGUCAUCUGGGAUACUUGAUAGCCGGUUAGACCUGAAAGAUGAAAGUACUGUAAACCAUAUGAUCACUGUACUGAAAAUUGCUUUGAUCUGCACAAGUAUGUCUCCAUCAGAGCGGCCAUCAAUGCGGGAGGUCGUUCUAAUGCUUAUUGAGUCUAAUGAACAAGAAGGGCACCUCGUUUCUUCUCCAGAGUAUGAUUAUUCUGUGAAAGAUGACAACUUAUGA
Messenger RNA from Oldenlandia corymbosa var. corymbosa, 3120 nucleotides. Lineage: Eukaryota; Viridiplantae; Streptophyta; Magnoliopsida; Gentianales; Rubiaceae. The record is from the annotation of a GenBank genome assembly.